Messenger RNA from Triticum turgidum subsp. durum (durum wheat), 1305 nucleotides. Lineage: Eukaryota; Viridiplantae; Streptophyta; Magnoliopsida; Poales; Poaceae. The record is from the annotation of a GenBank genome assembly.
AUGUUGGCUCAUUGUCUUAUGCGAAUGCUAAGACAGUUUGAUCUGGAUUCUGAAGCAAUGAGUACCUGUGAAAAGGCCAGGGCGGAAGUUACAUCUAUUGUGAGUUCAGACAGACUGAGCAGUCUACCUCCAGAGAUAAAGGGCGAAAUCCUCUCCUGUUUGAAUGUUGAAGAAGCGGUUAGGACUAGCACCUUAUCAAGUACUUGGAGGGAUGCAUGGACUGAUAUGCCAGUAAUAUCUCUGUGUGAUGGAAAUCUUACAAGAACCAAGUUCGUUACGUUAGUCGAUAUGGUGCUAUUACUCCACAAGGGAACAAUAGAGGAGUUUGAAAUUUCAGGUAACAAAAAUUACCAUGAUGAGUUUGGUAGGUGGAUGAUCAUGCUGUCAAGGAGAUCACCAAAAUCAGUUAUAAUCAAGUUGAACUCGGGGCCAAGGUAUAAGAUUCCCUCGUGCCUCUUUUCUAUCGGUGAUCUGGAGCAUCUGCACCUAGAAAACUGCAUCAUCAGCUUGCCCCGGGCAUUCCAAGGUUUCAAGAGCCUUACGGACCUCACCCUGAAAAUCUUCUCCUCCACAGACAAGGAUAUCCAAAAUUUGAUCUCGUUCUGCCCCGCACUGACUGAUUUGAUAUUAGAUUCUUUUGAGGGCAUCAAACGUCUAAACAUUAAGGCUCCUAAACUGGAUUAUCUUUAUGCUGAAGGAGAUUUUGAGGACAUUAAGUUGGACGCACCUAAUCUGGAGGUGGCCUUUCUCUCUCUUGAUAAAGCGUAUCAAUCUGUUCCAAUUGCGCAUGACAAGGAAAGCUAUGUCAAGCAGUCAUUGGGUAGCCUAAGUGUCAUCGAAACACUUAGAAUUAAUGGUUUUUUCCUGAAGUAUCUAUCAAAAGGAUGCAUACAUACAAAGCUCCCUGCCGUGUUUACUCACCUGGAGAGUGUUUGUCUUAUGAUAUGCUUGUGGGAUCAGCGGCAAGUCUUGACUGCAUGUUCACUGUUUCAGAAUGCCCCUAACUUAAAGAAGCUUGAGGUGUCGAGUUUUCCUUGGAGCAUCCUUGGUCAGGGUGAGGAUCAGGUGGGCAUUCAAGGACUUAACCUGCAAUUGCAAAUGGACCAUCUCGUAAUGGCCAGUGUGAACCAUUUCGGGGGUCUGGACUUCGAAGUUGAUUUCGUGGCAAAGCUACUAAGCUGGGCACCAGCUUUAGAAGAACUGAAGAUAGACUGGAAGGGUGAAAAGGACUGUAGCAUGGUUCUUGCCAAGCUAUUAGCUCUACCGAGGGCGUCUACCAGGGCCAAGGUCAUUGUCACAUUUUGA